AUGAGAAUGACGGACGAGAAGGAUCUGAACGAGGUAUUGUGCGUGAAGAAUGUGGUGAAGACGAUGAAUGGGAAUGAGAAAAAUAAUGGUAAUUCGUUGGAAACGAAGAUUUACAAGAAACGAUGGCUGAUUCUGGGUUUAUUUAUCGUGUACACGGGAAUGAGCAACUUCCAAUGGAUUCAAUAUUCUAUAGUCAGCAAUAUAGUGAGCAGGUACUAUGGCGUCUCUUCAUUGGCUGUCGACUGGACAGCAAUGGCAUUUAUGGCUUAUUACCUGAUUUUCAUCUUUCCUACCACGUACAUGGUGAACCGAUGGGGGCUUAGAUGGAGUAACAUUAUAGGAUGUUGUAUCACGUGCUUUGGUUCGUGGAUUAAGGUUUUAUCUGUCAGUCCUGACAGAUUUUGGGUCACUUUCAUUGGACAAUCCUUGGUUGCUUCUACACAGACUAUAAUUCUAACGUUACCCGGACGUCUGGCAGCGCAAUGGUUCGCCGCCGACGAACUUUCCACGGCUACGUCAUUAAGCAUUUUUGGCAACCAAAUGGGGAUAGCUUUAAGUUUCUUAAUUACACCGAUAAUCGUGAAAAAUCACGAGAAUCUAGACGAUAUUGGUGCUGGCUUGUCGCAUCUGUUUUGGGGCGUAGCUAUCAUCUUAACAGUUGUGCUUAUAUUGAUCGUAAUACUAUUCGAGGACGAUCCAAAAAUACCACCGAGUAAAACACGAGCUCUUCAAAAAUUGAAUGAAAUGCAGGUCGAGGAAAGUUUGAUAGAACCAAUUAAGAGAUUGUUCAAGAACAAGUAUUAUAUGUCUCUUUGCAAUUCGUAUGGUUUGAGUAUCGGUGUUUUAAACGCCGUGGGAACAUUGUUGAAUCAAAUAUAUCUCGUGCAUUUCGAGAAUGGUGAGGAAGACGCGGGUAGAAUCGGUUUGGUCUUGAUCAUUACAGGGAUGAUAGGUUCUGUCAGUUUUGGAGUGAUUCUCGAUAAAACGCAUAAGUACAAGGAAACGGCUGUGGUCGUGUAUUUUCUCUCGCUCGGCGGCCAGAUAUUCUUUUCUACCUUCACGUUCCUCGAAAUGAAAUGGAUGGUGUAUUUGGGCUCCGUUUUUCUAGGGUACUUCUUAGUCGGAUAUGUGGCCUUAGGAUACGAAAUGUGCGCGGAAUACACGUAUCCGGAAUCCGAGGGGAUAACGGCGGGAAUUUUGAACGUGGCUGGAAACGUUUACGGGAUUGUUCUCAUUCUGAUAAUGGGUCGGUUGCUCGAGGUAUACGGGGAUAUUCCGGUGCACGUGGGCCUUUGUGUAGCACUGCUCAUUGGGUUUAUCAUGACCAUGCUGACGAAGGAUGUGCAAAGGCGUCAGGAUGCCAGAAAUAGUGUCCAUUAUGUCGGUGUUGAACAGAGUGAAAAGAGCAACGAGCGCAAUGGACUCGAGAAAAAUUGAUUCGCUCUUAAUUAUCGUGUAUUUUUUAUAUUAACAACGUGACAUUUUGCUUCAAAUAUCGAAUCUUGAGUAUAGGGGUGGAAGAGAUGUUGUAAGGUUAUAUGUAUAUAAUAAUGCCUGGUUAAAUAUAAUUGGAAACGGAUUGAUGCAUUUUGUAUUGAUUUCGUAGAAAUUGAGAGAG
Molecule: messenger RNA, 1618 nt
Organism: Apis dorsata (giant honeybee)
Lineage: Eukaryota; Metazoa; Arthropoda; Insecta; Hymenoptera; Apidae
Product: feline leukemia virus subgroup C receptor-related protein 2-like
Exons: 7
Coding region: 1-1437 (478 amino acids)
Biological process (GO): heme export; transmembrane transport
Cellular component (GO): membrane
Molecular function (GO): heme binding; heme transmembrane transporter activity
Source: RefSeq, a predicted model, not a curated record